CAACAGCAUGAGACACACAAACAUCAUGAUUCCCACCGCCACCCACUUCAUCUCACUCUGCGAUGCCAUGAUCGAGAACCACACUGACCAACAAGCCGAGUCAGAGCGCAAGGCUGAAGAGAAUCGAGAGGAUCCGGGUGAGAUUGAACGGCUUAUCAGAAGACAACUCAAUCUCGAGCCGAUACCCAGAAGGGACAGAGAAUAUGAGAGCAAUGCCCUCUACCACUGGGGCGAGCGCAUAAAGUGGAAUGUCAUAUGGGGUGAUCUCGAUCCAGGGUAUUGGAGCUCAUCUCAGCUAUUUCUGGGGGAAGCCAAAUAA
Messenger RNA from Podospora pseudocomata, 319 nucleotides. RefSeq lists its product as uncharacterized. The transcript is spliced from 2 exons. The record is from RefSeq and is a predicted model, not a curated record. NCBI's taxonomy places the organism in Eukaryota, Fungi, Ascomycota, Sordariomycetes, Sordariales, Podosporaceae. Bases 8 to 319 code for a protein of 103 amino acids.